AUGUCUUCGUCACAGGGGCCCAAUCCUUUGCGCCCGUACUAUAUCCCGCCUGCCAUGGGCCUGGAGGUCACCAACGCCUCGUCCCCUCCAGAUGCGUCAUCGGCCCAGGUGUUUGGCAGCUCGGCGCGCGACCUGCUGCCGGACUUGGACUACUCGGAUUAUCUUGACAAUUCGCCAUCGGUGUCUAGCUGGCUGCGAGAUGCUCUGGACCAGGGUAUCUGGCGUUAUACUAGCAUCUUGACGGCCCAGCCUUUCGACGUUGCCAAAACCAUUCUACAGACCUAUGUCGCCCCAGACUCCUCGGAGGGAUCAUGGCCGUUGGACGACCGACGGAGAUCCGGAGCGAGCGCUUCGUAUCGUGAUGAUGACGAUGAGGACGAUGAAUCGUUGUCGUCGGACGAUGAGAGCAGCUACUUCACAUCUGCCGCCCCUGCAGUUUCUUCGCCGUCAAGUCCCCGCUCUCGAAAGCCUCGACGCCAUAUCACCGAUCGCAGCGGCUACAUCCCAUCCUCGACGCCUUCUCGCCAUGCUCUGGCCAUCAAGAACCAAUCCUCCCUUAUGGAGGUGUUAUCGCAGUUGUGGUCGACCAGCGGUCCUACGUCGCCGUGGAAGGGCACCAACACGACGUUCAUCUAUUCCCUGCUCCUCCCAACGUUGAACACAUUCAUUCGGAGCCUGAUAUCCGCCAUUGUGGGCUUGCCGGAGGAGGAUAUCUCGUCCUCCAUGACGGCGGACAUUCUGACGUCGACUUCCCCGGUCGCUACGCUCCUCCUGUCCUUCAUCUCGACGUCCCUGUCGGCCAUCAUCCUGUCGCCAAUUGACACCGCCCGCACGUUCCUUAUCCUGACUCCAGUCACUCAUGGGCCUCGCUCUCUUCUUCGAGCCGUCCGACAAAUCCCCACCCCCAACUGCACCAUCCCUUCCCACCUCGUCCCCAUCACCGUUCUUCACUCCAGCCUGCCGAAUUUCAUUACCACUACUACCCCACUUUUGCUGAAAUCAUACCUAUCACUUGAUCCCGUCCUCAACCCAUCUAUGUGGAACCUGUUCACCUUCCUUGGAUCCGGCCUGGAGCUGGCCGUUCGAUUCCCGCUAGAGACGGUUCUCCGCCGCGCACAGAUCGCCACGUUUACAUCACCCAGUCUGCGGCAACAGGCUGUGGGUGGGCUGGCGUCACCGAGCGCGGCCACGUCGGCGGCUCAGGAGGUUGAAACCAUCGUCCCCACCCCCCAGACAUACCGUGGCGUUGUUGGCACAAUGUGGGGGAUCAUGUAUGAGGAGGGGACGCAAACGCCAUCGGAAGUGGAGCAAGCACGGACGGCACUCAAGAAGCCCGUUGCUCUGCGCAAGCGACAAGGCCAAGGCAUCCAGGGUCUCUACCGGGGCUGGAGAAUCGGCAUGUGGGGGAUUGCCGGCAUCUGGGGCGCCAGUCUUCUUGGGAACGCUGGUGCUGGGGACGAAGAAAUGCUGACGAGUGGUGGUCAGUUUUAA
Aspergillus affinis is the source of this 1491-nucleotide messenger RNA. Its product is annotated as mitofusin complex protein UGO1. The transcript is spliced from 2 exons. The record is from RefSeq and is a predicted model, not a curated record. Bases 1 to 1491 code for a protein of 496 amino acids. NCBI's taxonomy places the organism in Eukaryota, Fungi, Ascomycota, Eurotiomycetes, Eurotiales, Aspergillaceae.